AAACUGGUGGAUGGUUUACGUCCGAAUCAGGAGGAGCAUGAGAUUGAUAUGGAUUUUGAACCGAUGACGGCUACACCAAUACGCGCGCAUAAACGGUUGCAGUUUAAUAUGUUCAUACAACCUAUACCAAAGUUCAAAUUAAUGAAGAAUUUUCCGGAGGCACUGCUGCCUCUGUUCUGGGUAGAGGAAGGAAUAACUCUCGACGACGAGUUCGUCAAUAAAGUGAAGAUGGUGUUUAAAGUGUUGGCGGUUGUCGGAUCUUAUCUCAGUAAACCAUGA
Messenger RNA from Cyphomyrmex costatus, 279 nucleotides. RefSeq names its product sensory neuron membrane protein 1. The record is from RefSeq and is a predicted model, not a curated record. The coding region runs from base 49 to 279 and encodes 76 amino acids. Gene Ontology annotation, cellular component: cytoplasm; membrane. Gene Ontology annotation, molecular function: scavenger receptor activity. Lineage: Eukaryota; Metazoa; Arthropoda; Insecta; Hymenoptera; Formicidae. The transcript has 3 exons.